Anarrhichthys ocellatus (wolf-eel) is the source of this 2481-nucleotide messenger RNA. It is a transcript of the gene tor2a, whose product is annotated as torsin family 2, member A. The coding region runs from base 47 to 1051 and encodes 334 amino acids. Gene Ontology annotation, cellular component: endoplasmic reticulum lumen; nuclear envelope. The transcript is spliced from 5 exons. Lineage: Eukaryota; Metazoa; Chordata; Actinopteri; Perciformes; Anarhichadidae. Gene Ontology annotation, molecular function: ATP hydrolysis activity; ATP binding. The record is from RefSeq and is a predicted model, not a curated record.
CGGAGAAGGUUCCUCCAGUUUUUCUCUCUGCCAGCGGACAGCCAAAAUGUUGGCCAUCCUGUCUGUGCUGUUUUUGUACCUUUGUAGUCCGGUCUGUGGCGUUUUUCAGAAACUUUACUGCAGCAUAUCAGACAGCUGCGACUGCGACUUUAAGCCGAAUAUCAAAGACCUGGAGUGGGACCUCUACAAGAAUGUGUACGGCCAACAUCUGGCCCAGGACAUUGUGUCAGAGGAGGUGGCGAGGUUCCUUCAGAAUAAAAGCCCCGAGCGGCCCCUGGUGCUGUCCUUCCACGGCUCCUCCGGGACGGGGAAGACGCUGGUCAGCUCCAUGCUGGGAAACCACCUGUACGGCUUGGCGAUGAGCAGCCCGUACGUCCACCAGUUUGUUCCCAUGCUGCACUUCCCCUUACCGGACCGGGUCCAGGAGUACAGGGAGGAGUUGAAGAGUUGGGUGCAGGGGAACCUGACGGAGUGCGCUCGCUCCAUCUUCCUGUUUGACGAGAUGGAGAAGAUGCCUCCGGGUCUCAUCGACGUCCUGGAACCCUUCCUGGGUCCCUCCCACGUUGUGUUUCGCACCAACUACCGCAAAGCCAUCUACGUCUUCAUCAGCACCUCAGGAGAGGAGGUGAUCCACAGAAAGGCUCUGGAGAGCCGGCAGGCCGGACGGGACCGAGAGGAGAUCACAGCGGAGGACUUCCAGGAAGCCAUCGCACGGCGGUUUCUUCCAGUCCUCCAUCCUCCGUCAGAAGCUCAUCACGCGCUUCGUUCCCUUCCUGCCGCUGAGCCGGCGUCACGUGGAGCGCUGCGUCCGCUCGCAGCUCUGUCAGCGGGGCAGCUGCGGCCGCGGCGACGUGGUGGAGGCGGUGGCCGGAGAUAUGACCUACGCCCCCGUGCAGGGACACUACUUCUCCACCACCGGCUGCAAGGCCGUCCCCGCCAAAAUAAACCUCUUCCUGUGAGCCGAGGAAGAGAACUUGUUUUUAAAAGACUGAAAGAGAGAGAGUGGGGGACGGGGGGGAAGGGGGGACUCCCUCUGGAGGUAAGUCAGUGAGGAGGAGACGGAUCUCAAAUCAGUUUCAGAGCAGCAGCCAACUUCACUCAGGGGGAAUUGAACACGCAGCUUUUGUGCCGUCAAUGCAGAAGGUCCCUGAAGGCAUCGCCGGUACGCGUCGGGCUGAGAGCUCAGGAGAGUUUAUUCCCUGAGUCUGAAGCAGGAGUCAUGUGACGCUCUACCUCAACUCCUCCUUUCCUCCAUGAACUCUACAGUUAGUACUUUCAUAUGUCAGCUGCCAUCAGUUUAUUUAUUCAGUAUUUAUUGAUCUCGCCCCUCGACACCUCGUCACACUGGUCCGGUCCCAGUUCACCCACAGUUGGAGCUGCAGAUUUCAGUUUGGGAGUUUGACUAGAAAAGGGAUUGAAACUUUGAAUACGUCUGAAUGUUUCCAUUUGUGACGGGAGAAAUCAAACAUAUCCUUAAAUACGAACCCAAUCAUUAAAAUAUCAGCUUCACUCAGCGUCCUCUAGAGUAUCAGCAUAACAUGUGUUGUACUAAAACUACAUGUAUUUAAAGAAGUACAACGUGCAUAAGUAUUUAUCUUCUGGAUUUGACUUGAAAGUAGUUUUUCUGCUGCUCUGCACUUUGCCCGCUGUGCCACCAGGGGGCAGUGACGACUUCCUUUAGCCAACCAGAGGACGGGUGAAGCAGAGUUCACCUGCAGCUCCGUGCAUUUCUAUUCAGACGAGCUCUGUUAAACAAUGUAUUUAGUGUCUUUAAUGUAGAAUGUAUUUUAAAGACGAGUCCUGUGUGUGUCAGCACAGAGAAAAGUGCACUUUACUCCUUCUGUGGAGGAUAAACGGACCUGCUGCACUAGAGUCUCACUCUGCCUUUGUGAAGGUUGUGUUGAGUCCAAAUGAACGCUUUUAAUUCUGAAAUAUUGCCACGAGUUUGAAUUGUUUACAACUCACUGAUGAUUAUAAGGAUGUGAUGUGUGCGUGAAGAGCUGCAGCAGCAAGUCAGACAAUUAAAAUGCAAUGAAAAUCAAACUUAAUAUAAUUUACAGGUGCAGUACGAGAGAAGAAGUCUGUAGCUUCACUGUGCAGUCAGUGUUGUCAAAAGAGAAGAUUUAUCAACUAUUUAACAUUUAUUUUCCCUUUUUCCAUCCAGCUAUUGUUUUCAGUUUUUAUAUUUUCUAUUGUUUUAUUUUUUAUUAUAUAUCAGAGACUUGAACGUUGUACACAAAGAAGACUGUAAACUCCCACCAGACUCCGUGCUGAUAUGGUUGUUGGCAGUGAGCGUAUCACUCUCAGGAGUAUUUAUAGAAUUGUUCUGCCAUAGUUGUAUGAACCACUACAUUUCCAGGUUGCAGCCGCUGAAGUGCCUGAGUGUCUGUACUACAGUGUGAUGACAAAAUAAAAUGUAAAUGCUCAACAACACUGUUGUUCUGUUGAGACAAAAUGUCCAUUAAAUACAAUACAACAUGA